Molecule: messenger RNA, 1245 nt
Organism: Ceraceosorus bombacis
Lineage: Eukaryota; Fungi; Basidiomycota; Exobasidiomycetes; Ceraceosorales; Ceraceosoraceae
Source: the annotation of a GenBank genome assembly
AUGUCGGACUUCAAAGCACCAACUGUACCAGGCGCAGACGACAAGUUGGCCUCUGCCCAGGAUGCCUUCGCCAGUAGCAGCGGAGGCGUCGACCAUCAGACCUCGGAUGACGAUUUCAAUCUCGGAGGUGACGAAGAGACCUUUGGUGAAGGCGGUCCGAGCCAUUCGAAUCAGAAGAGGCCCUUGAAAGCUCCACCUGCUGGCGAUGCACUGAUCAAAGUGCAGCCUCUGAAGAAGGCAGACAUGCAGCCGUCUUACGCUCAGGACCUGGGCUUGCAAGACGUCGAGCACGGUUUCUACGGCUCCAUGAUCAAUGGGCUCGGAGCAUGCGCCGGCUUCUUCGGCCAGCUGCCUUGCUGCUUCUGCUUCCCCAACCCUUUCAAGGAGGUCAAUCAAGGAAGCGUUGGACUCGUCUCGCGCUUCGGUCAAUUCUACAGGAGUGUCGACCCAGGACUAGUCGCCAUCAACCCUUGUUCUGAAAGUGAGUCAAUCAGCCCCCAAAUCCUCGUACGAGACAUCGGAUUACUUACACGCGAAUGCCGGAUCGUUGUCUGUCAGCUUUGCGCAUUGUCGAUGUCAAAAUCAACCUGAGUGUGCUGCCUCGUCAGACGGUCAUGACCAAAGACAACGUGACCAUCGACAUUGAAGCAGUCUGCUACUGGCACGUCACCUCCCCAUACCGCGCCGCAUUCGGCGUCGGCGACGUUCGAGCUGCCCUCAUUGAGAGGGCGCAGUCCACUCUGCGGGAUGUCGUGGGUAGCCGAACCCUUCAAGCUCUCAUUACCGACCGCGAAGGUGUGGCUGUGCAAGUCGAAGAGAUCGUAGCUGGCGUUGCUGAAAAGUGGGGUGUCUCGGUAGAGGCUAUCCUGAUCAGAGACUUGCUCUUCAGCAAAGAUCUCGAGGCCUCGCUCAGCUCCGCCGCCACGCAGCGCAGAAUCGGUGAAUCCAAGGUUGUCGCUGCUCGCGCCGAAGUGCAGAGCGCCAAGCUCAUGAGACAGGCAGCAGACGUGCUUGGUAAGUCACUGUAGCAGCCCGCGAGCAUCGCUAGGUCCCCACUGACCACCGUUCUUGCCUCACCGUUCGCUCCCAGCUACUCCUGCUGCUAUGCAGAUCCGCCAGCUCGAAUCUUUGCAGGCCAUGGCCAAGACAAGUGGAGCGAAGACAAUCUUUGUGCCCAUGAACUUGAUGGGCGGCGAGUCGGCCAUGUCCAACUUGGCCACGACGCAGCAGCUGUCCAGCAUCUAA